GUUCCGAAGCUUCUUCUCCUGCUGAGCCUCCUCUUUUUUCUCAGCUCUCUCUCACACAUUGCUCACGCAGGUGAUGAUGGCAGCUACAAGCUGGUUCUGUCCAUUGGCUCUCAUCAGUCUCUGAGGACCAACAAGUCCGUCGUCUGUUCCGAGUCCAGAGCUCCUGCGGUUCACGCCACGGUGCCGUUGCAUCACCGUCACGGCCCAUGCUCGCCGUUGCCGAACAAGAAGAUGCCAACUUUGGAGGAGAGGCUCCACCGCGACAAGCUCCGAGCUGCCUACAUCCACCGGAAGCUCUCCCGCGGCAAGAAGCAGGGCGGCGGCGGCGCUGGUGGUGACGUCGUGGUCCAGCAAUCGCACGCCAUGACCGUGCCGACGACCCUGGGCACCUCCCUGGACACGCUGGAGUACGUGAUCACCGUACGCCUGGGCUCGCCGCCGGGCAAGUCCCAGACCAUGCUCAUCGACACCGGCAGCGACAUCUCAUGGGUGCGGUGCAAGCCGUGCUGGCAGCAGUGCCGCCCCCAGGUGGACCCACUCUUCGACCCCAGCUUGUCCAGCACCUACUCCCCGUUCUCCUGCAGCUCCGCCGCCUGCGCGCAGCUCUUCCAGGAAGGCAACGCCAAUGGCUGCUCCAGCUCUGGCCAGUGCCAGUACAUUGCCAUGUACGGCGACGGCUCGGUGGGCACGACGGGGACCUACAGCUCCGACACGCUGGCGCUGGGCUCCAACUCCAACACCGUCGUCGUCAGCAAGUUCCGGUUCGGGUGCAGCCACGCGGAGACGGGCAUCACCGGCCUGACCGCCGGGCUCAUGGGGCUCGGCGGCGGCGCGCAGUCGCUGGUGUCGCAGACGGCGGGGACGUUCGGCACGACGGCCUUCUCGUACUGCCUCCCGCCGACGCCGAGCUCCUCCGGGUUCCUCACGCUCGGCGCCGCCGGAACCUCAUCGGCGGGCUUCGUCAAGACGCCGAUGCUCAGGAGCAGCCAGGUCCCCGCGUUCUACGGCGUGCGCCUUGAGGCCAUCAGGGUGGGCGGGAGGCAGCUCAGCAUCCCCACCACGGUCUUCUCCGCCGGGAUGAUCAUGGACUCCGGCACGGUCGUCACGCGGCUGCCGCCGACGGCCUACUCGUCGCUGUCGUCGGCGUUCAAGGCCGGAAUGAAGCAGUACCCGCCGGCACCGUCAAGCGCUGGCGGCGGCUUCCUCGACACUUGCUUUGACAUGAGCGGCCAGUCCAGCGUCAGCAUGCCGACCGUCGCGCUAGUCUUCUCCGGGGCCGGGGGCGCCGUUGUCAACCUCGACGCCAGCGGGAUCUUGCUGCAGAUGGAGACCAGCAGCAUCUUCUGCCUCGCCUUCGUGGCCACCAGUGACGACGGCUCUACCGGCAUCAUCGGCAACGUGCAGCAGCGGACGUUCCAGGUGCUGUACGACGUCGCCGGUGGUGCCGUAGGAUUCAAGGCUGGGGCGUGCUAG
This is a messenger RNA of Sorghum bicolor (sorghum), 1473 nucleotides long. Its product is annotated as aspartyl protease family protein At5g10770. Bases 232 to 1473 code for a protein of 413 amino acids. Gene Ontology annotation, molecular function: aspartic-type endopeptidase activity. The transcript has a single exon. Lineage: Eukaryota; Viridiplantae; Streptophyta; Magnoliopsida; Poales; Poaceae. Gene Ontology annotation, biological process: proteolysis. The record is from RefSeq and is a predicted model, not a curated record.